This is a messenger RNA of Hylaeus anthracinus, 1316 nucleotides long. Its product is annotated as pyridoxine/pyridoxamine 5'-phosphate oxidase. The transcript is spliced from 6 exons. Gene Ontology annotation, biological process: pyridoxal 5'-phosphate biosynthetic process; pyridoxine biosynthetic process. The record is from RefSeq and is a predicted model, not a curated record. Gene Ontology annotation, molecular function: pyridoxamine phosphate oxidase activity; FMN binding. Bases 135 to 791 code for a protein of 218 amino acids. NCBI's taxonomy places the organism in Eukaryota, Metazoa, Arthropoda, Insecta, Hymenoptera, Colletidae.
GGGUUACUUAAUAAAUGCUCAACACUUGGGUACAAUUGCGUGCCAGCCGUUGGUUCGGCAAAAUCUCUGGCACAACGUUCGAUCAAGUGUAAACAUCGCUGUGAAUACGGAGCCGGCUCGUUGGAAUCAAAGACAUGGGAUCGAAAGGAACGGAUCUCUCGGACGUGGCGCGAAUCGAGAACGUCCAGGAUCAUCCGAUCGACCUGUUCAGGAUAUGGCACGACGAGGUACGAAGAUACAAACCGAGGGAACCGGAUGUCUGUUGCUUGGCGACUGUUUCAAAAGACUGCGAGGUGUCCGCGAGGAACGUCGUUCUUCGAGAGUUCGAUAACGACGGCUUUGUCAUCGUGACGGACAGCCGUAGCAAGAAAUCCGAUAAUAUAGAAAACGUCCCUCAGGUGGCCAUGUGUUACCUGUGGUGUCACGUGAACGACAAGGAGCAGAAUAUCGCCAGACAGGUCAGGGUGGAAGGGACCAUGAAGAGGUUGGAGCAGGGAGAUUUCCAGCAUUUGUACAACAGGGAGCCGUUGUUCUGUAAAAUUCGUUCACACUUGUGCCAUCAAGGACGAGAAGUGAAUUGGGAGGAGCACAAGCAACGACACGACGAGAUAUUGGAUUCAGUUCGAAGAAACGAAACCACUUUACCGAUGCCGGAUCAUUUCGUUGGCUACAAGUUAUACCCGACGAUGAUGGAAUUUUAUUAUGCGAGGGAUCACCUUAUAGGCGAUCGAAUAAUGUACCGGAAGGAUGAGUCGAAUGGUUCGUGGGAACAUCAUCGCAUAGCUGCAUAGGGUACACUGUACACGUACACGAUCAAUAAUAAAGGUCUUCCAAAAAUUUUAUUCGUUCCUUAAGGGGGGUUUCUGCUUUGUUUGGUCAGAAAACAAGUAAUAUUCUUUACGGGCAUGUGAAACAAAAAUGACGGCGAGGAUCGUCUGAAACACAACAUUCUAAAAGAUUCAUAAUCUACAUGACUGUGUUUAUUUUUAAAAAUAUGUGAAAGUAGAAACGUGAAAGUAGCUUUUAGUGUGGUCGAACACUCAUUGUUUUCUGAUCAGAUAUAGACAGAAUUUUAUUCGAAUACCAGAAAGCGUAUGAACACUGUGUAUACUGCCUUAUUCGUUAAGUUUAUUCGAAUGAAUUGUUAGUGGCCUAACGUCGAACGAAAGUUGAUUGUACAUAUAAUUCAAGUUGUAAUUUUGUAUCGAAGAAGAAAACACAUUACAAGUUUAUAUUUUAUCCGUUAUUCGCUACUUUGGUGUAGAUGGGCAUUUUGCCAUCCGAGCCAUAUACAAAUAAAAGCAGUUUCAACUGUU